AUGCAAUGCUAUACAGAGCUGCUGCUCCCAUCAGGGGUAACACACGCUGCUUCUGCUCACUUUAUAUCAGCAAAUUCCAAUAAUCUCAUAGUAGCGAAGACCUCUUUGCUGCAGGUAUUUUCAUUGGUUAAUGUUACCUAUGGCUCAACAACAGCCACACAACCAGACCAGAAAGGUCGACAUGACCGUUCGCAACAUGCAAAGUUGGUCUUAGCAGCAGAAUAUGAGGUACCGGGUACCAUUACAGGCCUUCAGAGAGUCAGAAUUUCGAACUCUAAAAGUGGCGGAGAUGCAAUCCUUGUCUCUAGCCGGAAUGCGAAGCUCAGUUUGAUAGAGUGGGAUCCAGAGAAACAUGGGAUAAGUACUAUCUCAAUCCAUUACUACGAAGGCGAGGAGAGCCAUAUGAGCCCGUGGGUACCUGAUCUGGGGAGUUGUUCUUCCAGCUUAACGGUGGAUCCUAAUGGGAACUGUGCAAUCUUUAAUUUUGGAAUCCACAGUUUAGCCAUUUUACCCUUUCACCAAGCUGGGGAUGAUCUCGUCAUGGAUGAUUAUGAUGCCACACCGAAUGGUGAUGAUUCCACAGACCUGGUUAGUGAUGCCCAAAAAUCGGCACCUGGAAACACAGCACACGAUAAGCCGUACGCACCUUCGUUUGUGCUGCCUAUGACGGCACUGGAUCCAGCCUUAACUCAUCCAAUUCAUAUGGAGUUUUUGCAUGAAUACAGAGAGCCAACAUUUGGAAUUCUCUAUUCUCAAGUUGCCAGAUCGACUUCCUUAACUAUCGACCGGAAAGACGUUGUAUCAUAUUCCAUCUUUACCCUGGAUCUGCAGCAAAAGGCUUCUACCUCACUCCUCACUGUCUCACGUUUGCCGAGUGACGUAUUCAAAAUUGUACCGCUUCCUCCUCCAGUCGGUGGAGCGUUGUUAAUCGGAACCAAUGAGCUCGUACACGUUGACCAAGCGGGUAAAACCAAUGCUGUGGGUGUGAACGAGUUUGCCAGGCAGGCUUCCGCGUUCUCAAUGGCUGACCACUCAGACCUUGAAAUGAGACUUGAAGGCUGCAUUGUUGAACAGCUAGGAAGUGGCACGGGAGAUGUCCUACUGAUUUUAGCAGAUGGGAGGAUGUCAAUCUUGUCGUUCAAAGUGGACGGAAGGUCUGUUUCUGGAAUCUCACUCCAUUUUGUUGCAGAGCAGUCGGGUGGCUCGAUAACGAAAGCAAGGCCCUCGUGUUCUGCUAGCCUUGGCCGCAAUAAACUGUUUUACGGAAGCGAAGAAGGAGACUCUGUUCUUCUCGGCUGGUCGAGGCCUUCAUCUACAACCAAGAGACCCUCUAAAGCAGCCGAUGGAGUGGAUGAAAACGGAGCAGCCGAUCUCUCUGACGAGGCAGAGCAGGACGAUGAUGGUGAUGAUGACGACAUGUAUGAGGAUGACCUUUAUUCGGUCAACCCUGCCAGUACCCGUCAGGAAAAGCAAGUUGUCAAUGGAGACAGCCCGGCCGAUUUUACUUUUCGAGCAUAUGACAGACUUUGGAGCCUUGGUCCGUAUAGGGACAUCACACUUGGAAAACCACCCAAAUCAAAAUCUAAGGAUCAACAAGACAGUGUGCCUGAAAUAGCUGCUCCACUUGAAUUAGUAGCAGCUCGAGGAUUUGGAAAAUCUGGCGGUCUCACCGUUCUCAAACGAGAGGUAGACCCAUAUACGAUUGAUUCCCUCAAGAUGGACGAUGUGUAUGGAGUGUGGUCCAUCCGCGUCCUAGAUCCCAAAUCCAAAGAUACUGGGCUAUCCAGGAGCUAUGACAAAUACUUACUUCUCGCAAAGGCUAAAGGUGAAGACAAGGAAGAGUCAGUCGUAUACUCAGUUGGAAGCAGCGGCCUGGACUCAAUAGAUACUCCAGAGUUUAAUCCUAAUGAAGAUUGCACCAUCGACAUAGGGACGCUCGCUACUGGCACAAGAGUUGUUCAGGUCUUACGGACAGAAAUCCGAAGUUAUGACUACAAUCUUGGAUUAGCCCAAAUAUACCCUGUCUGGGAUGAGGAUACAAGCGAAGAGCGUACUGUUAUUCAGGCAAGCUUCGCGGAACCAUACCUGUUGACUAUUCGUGACGACCACUCUCUCUUGAUCCUACAGACGGAUAAGAAUGGGGAUCUGGACGAGGUUGAAGUACAAGGCUCAGCAGCCUCCGGAAAGUGGAUUUCCGGCUGUUUGUACGAAGAUAAAAUGAAUAUAUUUUUCCCUGACUCUGACAUUGAAAAUGAGGCGGGCCCUAAUAUACUACUGUUCUUACUAGAUGGUGAUGGGAACCUUUCCGUAAGUCCCUUCUCCCUGAACGACAGCAACCUUGGAGAUGCUAUCCACAAAUCUCCCUAUAUGAUCUUACGUACAAAACACGAUGAUUUAGUUUUAUACGAACCAUACCGCACCGCUGGUGAAAGCGGACAGUCCGGAUUGCGCUUCCUUAAGGCGGUGAACCAUGUUGUGAUGGGUCCUCGAACCGACCAGGGUGUGAACCAGGAUAUCAACCGCAGUUCUUCAUCAUGCAAACUGCUUCGUGCACUACCCGACGUUUGUGGGUAUAGAACAGUGUUUAUGUCCGGGCAUAGUCCAUGCUUCAUACUAAAGUCAGCCAUCGCACGACCACACGUUUUACGACUGCGUGGUAAAGCUGUUCAAAGCUUGAGCGGAUUCCACAUUGCUGCAUGUGAACGUGGAUUUGCAUAUGUUGAUGAAGAUAUCACUCUUGGGGAACAAGUCGAUAGUAUCGUUUAUUCGUCAGCAUCUGAGUGUUAUGUGAUUGGCACCAGUGCAAAGGAGGACUUCAAACUUCCUGAAGACGAUGAGUCGCAUACUGAAUGGAGAAACGAGUUUAUCACAUUCCUUCCACAGCUGGAACGAGGGACCAUUAAGCUUCUAGAGCCCAGAAACUGGUCUACCAUUGAUAGCCAUGAACUCGAACCUGCGGAGCGCAUCACGUGUAUCGAAGUUAUUCGUCUUGAGAUUUCGGAAUUAACUCAUGAGAGGAAAGACAUGGUCGUAGUAGGCUCAUCCAUUGUCAAGGGAGAAGACAUUGUCCCCAAAGGAUUCAUCCGCGUCUUCGAGGUGAUUGAUGUUGUUCCAGAGCCUGAUCAGCCCGAGAAGAACAAGAAGUUGAAGCUAUUUGCGAAAGAAGAGGUGAAGGGUGCCGUCACGGCCUUGUCAGGCAUAGGUGGACAGGGUUUUUUGAUUGUUGCACAGGGCCAAAAGUGCAUGGUGCGCGGACUCAAGGAGGAUGGAAGCCUUUUGCCCGUAGCCUUCAAGGAUACCCAAUGUUACGUUAACGUUCUCAAAGAGCUCAAAGGAACAGGAAUGUGUAUUAUCGGUGACGCAUUCAAGGGACUGUGGUUUAUUGGGUACUCGGAGGAACCAUAUAAACUGGAUCUUUUCGGUAAAGAGAAUGAAAACUUGGCGGUCGUGGAUGCAGACUUCCUUCCAGAUGGGAAUAAAUUAUACAUCUUAGUUGCGGACGAUGACUGCAACCUCCAUGUUCUGCAGUACGACCCUGAGGACCCAAGUUCUUCGAAGGGCGACCGCCUACUACAUCGAAGCGUAUUCCACACAGGCCAUUUUGCAUCCACCAUGACUCUAUUACCACAUGGGGGCCACACACCCUCCUCACCCGUCGAUGAGGAUGCCAUGGACACAGAUUCACCGCCACCAUCAAAAUACCAAAUACUCAUGACCUUCCAAACAGGGUCGAUUGCAAUAAUUACUCCUCUCGGUGAAGAUUCUUACCGCCGUCUGCUAGCCUUGCAGUCGCAGCUAGUUAACGCGCUGGAACACCCUUGUAGUUUGAAUCCACGUGGUUACCGGGCUGUUGAGAGUGAUGGUAUGGGUGGACAGCGUGGCAUGAUUGACGGUAAUCUAUUACUAAGAUGGCUUGAUAUGGGAGCCCAGAGGAAGGCAGAGAUUGCAGGACGUGUUGGUGCAGAUGUCGGUGCGAUUCGGGUAGAUCUUGAGAAACUCCAUGGUGGUCUAGCUAAAGAAAUCCAACCUCUAUGGGAGAGAAACAAAGAGGAAAAGCAGGUAGAGGAUGCAUGGAGAGGGUAUAAAGUACAGAAUUAUGCAAAUAAUAAGUAA
Molecule: messenger RNA, 4113 nt
Organism: Trichophyton benhamiae CBS 112371
Lineage: Eukaryota; Fungi; Ascomycota; Eurotiomycetes; Onygenales; Arthrodermataceae
Exons: 10
Coding region: 1-4113 (1370 amino acids)
Cellular component (GO): nucleus; mRNA cleavage and polyadenylation specificity factor complex
Molecular function (GO): protein binding; nucleic acid binding
Source: RefSeq, a predicted model, not a curated record